Raphanus sativus (radish) is the source of this 2072-nucleotide messenger RNA. RefSeq names its product heavy metal-associated isoprenylated plant protein 41-like. The record is from RefSeq and is a predicted model, not a curated record. Gene Ontology annotation, biological process: rRNA base methylation. NCBI's taxonomy places the organism in Eukaryota, Viridiplantae, Streptophyta, Magnoliopsida, Brassicales, Brassicaceae. The transcript has 5 exons. Gene Ontology annotation, cellular component: cytoplasm. Bases 417 to 1802 code for a protein of 461 amino acids. Gene Ontology annotation, molecular function: rRNA (uridine-N3-)-methyltransferase activity.
UAAUUAGCCUUCUUCAUUCUUAUUAUAUGGUUGUGUUGUGAUAAUAAUUAACAGCUUCAAUAGAGCUUCUUCUGAAAUUCACAAUGGGGAACUGUCAAAGAGUAUUAUUAACAGGGAAGAGAUCUCCUCAUCAGUACUACUUAAAGACUUCCCUAGCCAUUAACCACUGUUUGAAUGUUUCUAACCGCUUCAAUGGAGUUUCUCAGGGAAGGAGGUAUUACACGGAUCAGCACUCCUCUCAUAAAAGAAGCAUGAGCAUCCUCAAAUUGUUGUAGAAAUUGUUGCAAUCUUGCUUUGUCUGAAGGAGAUAAAAGCCUCUCUCCAUUACAGCUCCUGCAAGAGAAUAGUACUUUCUCGUUGGUGGUAAAAAGCACUGCCCUGGCCAGAAGUAUCAUCAUCAUCGUUCAUCACUCCCAAUGGCGACGAUCACAGAGCUCUCGAGACUUAUCAGAGAUCAUGGUGAUGAUGAAGAAGAAGUUUGGAUCACACACUAUUCAUCCAACCAUCAGAUACUUCUAGUCGGCGAAGGAGAUUUCUCAUUCUCCUGCACCUUAGCUACUCGUUUCCGCUCUGCUUCCAAUAUAUGCGCUUCCUCUCUCGACACAUACGAUGAUGUGGUGAGAAAGUAUAAGAAGGGAAGAUCAAACCUUGAUACUUUGAAGAGACUUGGAGCUUCCCUCUUACAUGGAGUUGAUGCAACCAAACUCCAACUACAUCCUCAUCUUAACUGCAUAAAAUUUGACCGUAUCAUCUUCAACUUCCCUCACGCUGGUUUCCACGGCAAAGAGACUGACUCCUCUCUUAUAAAGAAGCAUAGAGAACUGGUGUUUGGAUUUCUCCAUGGUGCAAGCCAUAUGGUCAGGGCUGAUGGAGAAGUUCAUGUCUCUCACAAGAACAAACCGCCUUUUUGCCACUGGAAGCUCGAGGAGCUCGCUAGCAAAUGCUCUCUUGCGUUGACACAGUGCGUGGCGUUCGAGAAGAGCGAGUACCCUGGUUACGAGAACAAGAGAGGAGAUGGGUCUAGAUGUGAUAUGCCUUUCCUUUUGGGAGAGUGCACUACUUUCAAGUUCAGAGUCUCUCGCGUGGCUAAAGAGUUUUAUGCUGAGAAGCUGAAAGGGAGAGAGAUGAAAAAACGAGAAUCAAAAUGUCUCCAAGCACAACAAAAACAGUUACAAGGUGUUGGACAAAGACCAGCGCUUUCUUUUGGUCUCAGCUAUCACCAAGACCAUAACCUUAGGCAAGUGCACGAUCUUUUGGUUCAAUCAAGACAAUUGAGAACAUCUCCAUUGGAUCCUCGUGGUGGUUGCCGAGAACAUAGAUGUUCACAUUUUGAAGAUGCUAUCGUUAGCUCAAUUAGAGCUGCAGGUCAAAGACCAGAAAUGUUUAACCAUGACCGGUUACAAGAAAACUCAAUGCAGCUGGACCACCCGCUCAGAUACACUGAAAGAAGCUCUCAUGACUUUCUUUUUCAACCUAGUCACCAUCGUCAAGAAGAACGAUGCUUCCUUGAAUGCUCAAGCCGAUUCGAUGGAGUUCCGCUUGAUAUUUAUAUCAGGAGAAUGCAAAGAACGUUAACAAAGACGACCUUUCCUCAUCUGUACACUGAAGAAUCACAAGAAAGACGCCGUCAAGAACCAUUCUUCCAACGCUCUGACAGUUUAAAUGGAGUUUCUCACGAAAUUUAUAACGGGGAAGGAGGUAGAUCAAUGUUAACAAGUGCCAGCUUUCCUGGAGAAUCACAAGAAGGAUGCUUGACUAGGCAAAGCAACCUCAACAUCUACCACCCUCCACCGCUCUGGUGACGACUGAACUUCUUUGAUGGAGGAGACAAACAAGGUGGCUGAAGCUUAGAGUCACUAAAAAUCGCUUAAGAAUUGUAGUUGGCUAUAACUACUGACAAGUACAACUCAAAACCGCAAUGAUCUCAGUAUGGAGAUAUUAUAUUUAACUAGGAUCGACCCGCCCUACGGGCGGGAUAUAAUUGAUCUAUGAUCUAUGUUAAUAUUUUUUGUAUAAUUUCUUGAGUUAUGUGUGAAAUAUUAAUCAAGUGUUAAUAUUAAUUAGUAAUACAA